Molecule: messenger RNA, 249 nt
Organism: Histoplasma mississippiense
Lineage: Eukaryota; Fungi; Ascomycota; Eurotiomycetes; Onygenales; Ajellomycetaceae
Exons: 3
Coding region: 1-249 (82 amino acids)
Source: RefSeq, a predicted model, not a curated record
AUGGCAAGAGGGGAGAAGGGGAGAGUACCGUGCUCACUGCAGGAUCGGGGUAAUCACGUGCGGUGGAGGGCCGCCUGGGCAACUAGUGCCCAACACAAACAUUGCUGGAAGAAACGGAAGCGAUGGGAUGGAGUUAGGCUGAAAGCACUAGUAGCCUCAGCGACACAACUAAAAUGCCAAAUGAAUUCAGUGAGUGCGCCACACCGUAAAGGUAAUAACACCGCAACGGUAAAGGUACCUUUUGUAUGA